CUCGCUGGCGCAUGCUCAGAAGCAGCGGAGUGAACGUCACGCGCAUGCGCAGAUGGACCGGCGCGCUGUUACUUUACAUUGAGAUCAACAAGCAGGUUGUGCAGUGCGAGUGUUUCACCUGUCAGAGCAGCAGCAGUGCGAUCCCAGCUUUCUCACUCUCCUCCUCUGAUCCUCAUACAAAGGCCAGAUUACACACCAAAGAGGAAAGACACACAGAUGAAAAGGGAGAGUGUAACCAGCUGCUCUAUCUAAGGAUAUUUCUCUAUACUGCCAAGGUGUAUGUGGGACCGUCAUCAUGAGUUUUCUGUUUGCUCCUUGCAGACCUUGCUCCCCUAAACCUUUCCAGAUCCUCCUUAUCUCGGUCACCUGGCUUUGCAGCUCAGCACGUACAUCAGUAGAAAGCCGGCCUCCUGGUUUAACCUUUUUUUUUGGGACUAAAACCAGGUAUGAAGAAGUCAACCCAUUUCUCCAGGAGAACCCUCUGCUGGUCACUGGGAAGCAGGACCUCCUGCCCAACACAUGUACCCCCCUCAAAAUAGUGUCUGUGAUCAGACACGGCACCCGGUAUCCCACCCACAAACAGAUCAAGAAGAUGAAGAAGAUGCACGACUUGAUUCUGAAGCAGAAGGGCAUCGGGUCUGAAUUGGUGGAGAGACUGCAGCAGUGGGAGAUGUGGUAUGAGGACUGGAUGGACGGACAGUUGGUGAAGAAAGGAGAGCAGGACAUGAGGAACCUGGCCUAUAGGUUGGCCUCGUUGUUCCCCUCACUCUUCACAGAGGAGAGACUAAAGCAGAGCAAAAUGACCUUCACCACAAGCUCCAAGCACAGAUGUGUCGACAGCACAAAAUCCUUUAUCAGUGGCCUUGUGCAUGACUACUUCCGCUUCCCUCAGACUCCUGAGAGUGGAUUAAAAGAUCUCCCUGGCAUGGAGCCCGUCAUCAACGACACUUUGAUGCGUUUCUUCGAUCACUGCCCUAAGUUUCUGGUUGAGGUGGAAGACAACGACACGGCGCUGCAUGAAGUGGAUAAGUUCAAACAAAGCCCAGAGAUGAAGAAAGUGAUUCAGAAAAUCUCCACUCUUUUGGAUGUGCCGGAACAAGAGCUCUCCGCAGAUUUGAUCCAAAUGGCCUUUUUUAUCUGCUCGUUUGAACUGGCCAUUAAGAAUAUUGUCAAUUCUCCUUGGUGCAGCCUGUUUGAUGAAGAAGAUGCCAGGGUCUUAGAAUACCUCAAUGAUUUGAAACAGUAUUGGAAACGCGGCUACGGGUAUGAUAUUAACAGCCGGUCCAGCUGUCACUUGUUCCAGCACAUCUUCCAACACUUAGAGAUUGCAGUCACAGAAAGCAAAAGCUCCCAGCAGGUCUCCAUUCCCGUUGUUAUGCAGUUUGGCCACGCCGAGACCCUCUUGCCAUUGCUCGCUCUCAUGGGUCUGUUUAAGGACGAGACACCCCUGACGGCAGAGAACUUUAUUAGCCAGACUGAGCGGAAGUUCCGGAGUGGGCACAUCGUUCCGUAUGCCUCUAACUUGGCCUUCGUGCUGUAUCGGUGUGACAUGGCCGAGACCCAGAGAGAGAAGUACCAGGUGCAGCUUCUGCUCAAUGAGCAGCUCCUUCAUUUCCCACAUUCCCACUCUUCCCUCUGUCUGUUUGAGGAGAUGAAAGAGCAGUAUGGCCACCUCCUGGACGGCUGCGCUAUCUCUACGGAAUGUGCAAUAGUCAAAACCAAUCGCUCCUCUGAGGAUGAGCUUUAAAAUCAUCAAACCGUCUGCAGGGGCGGAACAUGACAGGGGCAUGGCCACUGACUUUGUUUCUGUUUCAGGAUUGGGCAGCCUUUGGCUCCUCUAGAUGUUUAAUCAACCACAACUCCUUGCGACCCUGACCGUUGUAGUUGAGAAACAUCUGGAGGCACCACAGGUUACCGGCAUUACAAAUAUUAUUCUGCUAAUCAAUUUAAGGCAUCAUAGCCAAAAAAAGGGGUAAUUUUAAAAUGAUAUUCAUUUUAAAAAUAAUAAAGACACUAUUUCUUGUUACUAUAAAGUAGGGAUGCACCGAAUCCAUCAUUUGCUUUGGGAUUUGGCCAAGAUUCAGCCUUU
This is a messenger RNA of Xenopus laevis (African clawed frog), 2089 nucleotides long. RefSeq names its product multiple inositol-polyphosphate phosphatase 1 S homeolog (gene minpp1.S). The record is from RefSeq and is a predicted model, not a curated record. Lineage: Eukaryota; Metazoa; Chordata; Amphibia; Anura; Pipidae. Gene Ontology annotation, molecular function: phosphatase activity; bisphosphoglycerate 3-phosphatase activity; acid phosphatase activity. Bases 296 to 1747 code for a protein of 483 amino acids. Gene Ontology annotation, cellular component: plasma membrane. The transcript has 7 exons.